AUGAAGAGACAGAGCGAGCGCGACUCGAGCCCGGGGUCGGCCCCAGGUAGCGGGCCCGGCAGCAGGUCGGCCAAACGAGCUAGGGAGAGGGACCGGGAACGAGAGCGGGAGUGCCGGGGCGGGCGGGAGGAGUGCGAUGGGAACCGAGGAGGAGGAGGAGGAGGCGGUGGCGGCGUAGGCAACUACCAUAAGGCCGCGCUGAGCGCCAAACAUCCGGGCCGGAGUAGAAGUAGGAGCCGGGAUAGGCCAGCGGGUGGAGGAGCGGGAGAAAAGUCGAAUAGCAAUAGCCGUAGGGAGGACAGGGGGGACCACCAUCACCACCAUCACGAGCCCACCAGGUUGCCUACUGCCAGGACCAGUUCGGCGCAGAAAAGUAAAGGGGACAACAGCAGGCCUACAGGCCUGGAGUACAAGACCCUGGUGGUCAGCAACCUGGGGUCUCAGCUGACGGAUGAGGCAGUGGAGGAUGGCCUCUUCCACGAGUUCAAGAAGUUUGGAGAGGUGAGCGUCAACGCUACCCACACGCCCGAGGGGGGCCGACUGGCAUACGUACACUUUCGGCACCACGAGGACGCCAAGGAAGCGAGGCAUGCCAAGGGCCGACUGGUGCUUUAUGACCGGCCCCUUAAAAUCGAGCCUGUGUACCCCAAAAGGAGGAGCUGCACUCCACCGGAGGUGAACUAUGUACCCAUCCACACUGGGUACCAGUAUCGGCAGCGCUCUUUGUCACCUGGCGCAUGUGCACUCAGAGAUCAGAGGACGAGACAUGCCAAUUAUCCUAUUGAAGUGGUACCACUGCCAAGGGAGCGUGAGCGGUCGUUAGAUUAUUAUGGUUUAUAUGAUGAACGUGGACGAGCCUUCAGCUACCCGGUGCAGGAAGACGAUUUGAUGCCUGAGGAUGAUAAGCGGGCCACCCGGAAUUUGUUUAUUGGCAACUUGGACCACAACAUCUCAGAGAGUGAUUUGCGCCGUGCUUUUGAGAAGUACGGUAUCAUCGAAGAAGUAGUUAUUAAGCGCCCGCCAAGGGGGCAAGGAGGUGCAUACGGGUUCUUAAAAUUUCAGAAUUUGGACAUGGCGCACCGGGCCAAGGUGGCCAUGUCAGGCCGUAUGAUCGGCAGGAACCAUGUAAAAAUUGGAUAUGGCAAAGCCAACCCAACGACUCGCUUGUGGGUGGGUGGUUUGGGGCCUCUGACGUCACUAGCUGCACUAGCCAGGGAGUUUGACCGCUUUGGCAGCAUUCGGACCAUUGACUACGUGAAAGGCGACAGCUUUGCGUACAUACAGUAUGAGAGUUUAGAUGCCGCCCAGGCUGCCUGUGCACAGAUGCGAGGCUUUCCUCUGGGGGGGCCCGAUCGUCGAUUGAGGGUUGAUUUUGCCAAGGUUGAAGAUGUACGCUACCAACAGCCUUACCCCCAGGCACCACUGCCCAUGCAUUAUGAGCUUCUACCAGACGGGUACAGUCGUCACCGAAGCCUGGAGCGAGAGGCCCGAGCCCGCGAACGAACCCCGCCACUGCCCCCAUUUCACGAACGGGACAGGAACUUUUCCGAUGGCGACUGGAGCAGCCCAGCCAAGGCUCUGGAUCGUCGCAACAAUGCCGAUGGCUACAAUGCCUCGGUCCGCAGCCGCAGCAGAGAUCGUUGGCCGAGCGAGCGAGAGAACGACCGCAGUUCUGCGGCUACCAAACCAUGGGAUGAGCGACGGAAACGCCGGAGCCUCUCCAAUGAUCGUGCCCGGCCUGUCCAUUCACCCUUCGAGGAACGGGUGAGAGCAAAGCCACGGGGCUCAUUGGAGCCAAGUCCAGACAAGCGGAACAGGGACAGCAGGGUGGCAGAUGGGGUGGUUGACAAGGAGCCGAUCUCUGCUUCUGCGCCAGAGGAUCGUCGCCCGCCCCUCGAGGAAAAAUUGCUCCAGGAUGCUCAUGAACCAGUGCAACAUAAAAAGAAAGACAGUGAACGUAAUCACAGAACUAUUGAGAUUGAUGUAGAGACUAAAGCUAGUAUUGAGGCUCCAAAAGUUGAGUCCAAGAAACCAGCCAAUUUGUUGGAGUUUGCCCAGGCACUGUCACUGGCCUGGAACGGUGUCCUUGUACUAAAAAAUAGUUGUUUUCCAACAAACAUGUUCACACUAGAGGGUGACGCUGCAAUCACCCUUGCCCUCCUAAAGGACUCUGCAACAGGUGCCAAAGUGUCUCAGCUGAAGAUCGCACAGCGUCUCCGCCUAGACCAACCCAAAUUGGAUGAGGUGACCCGUCGCAUCAAGCAGGGCAGCCCUGAUGGCUAUGCUGUUCUGCUUGCUGUGCAAGCCCCCCAGGGGGCUGAGGGCGGUGACGGGGCAGUGGCAGUUGAACCUGGCCUCCAACAACGGCUCUUGCGGAAUCUGGUGUCCUACUUGAAACAGAAGCAGGCGGCGGGGGUGAUCAGUUUGCCCAUUGGUGGGGUGAAGGACAAGGACAACACUGGCAUGCUGUACGCCUUCCCACCCUGUGUCUUCUCCCAGCAGUUCCUGCAGACGGCAAUGAGGACAUUGGGGAAAGUGGAUGAAGAGCAUUUGAUUGUGGUAAUAGUACGGGACUCGGUCUGAGAGAGCAACAGUGUCGCCGACUCUUUCACGUUGAAUAAAGUGUAACUCCUCUUGUUAGGACUGCCAAUUCAGUUCAAGUGUCUUUUGGACAAUAAUUGCUAAACCAAACAAAUGUGUGUCUGCACCAGAACUUUUAGUUGUCGAAUUCUGUAGUCUGUUUUUACCAUUUACCAUAAUAGUCCUUUUAUUCCUUACAAGUGGAAUUUUAGGCCAGUGCUGAACUUUGACUUUCAUUUGUUUGGUUUUUUUAAAAAAAAUGGUUGUAUGAAGAAAGUUCUGAAUUGUCAGUAAAGCUGCGGCUAACGUUGUAUUUUUAA
Leucoraja erinaceus (little skate) is the source of this 2900-nucleotide messenger RNA. It is a transcript of the gene rbm15b, whose product is annotated as RNA binding motif protein 15B. The record is from RefSeq and is a predicted model, not a curated record. The transcript has a single exon. Bases 1 to 2583 code for a protein of 860 amino acids. Gene Ontology annotation, molecular function: mRNA binding. Gene Ontology annotation, cellular component: nucleus. Gene Ontology annotation, biological process: regulation of alternative mRNA splicing, via spliceosome. Lineage: Eukaryota; Metazoa; Chordata; Chondrichthyes; Rajiformes; Rajidae.